CACGCGUCUGCACCAUGUGGAUUCUCGAGCAACUCGCGCGUAUCCUCGACAGGCCGCUCUUCCCAUGGAAGAACGUCCUUGUGGGGUUCUCCCUGGGUCAGUUCCUCCUUGAAGGUGUUCUGUCCUUCCGUCAGUACAAGGUUUUGCAGCAGAAGACCCCUCCCAAGGUUCUCGCGGGUGAGGUCUCUCAAAAGGUCUAUGACCAAAGUCAGGCAUACGGUCGCGCCAAGUCCAAGUUCGGUUUUAUCUCAGGUCUCUACGGUCAAAUCCAGAAUAUCGCUUUCGUCUACGGUGAUGUGCUCCCUAAGCUCUGGAGCCUCAGCGGCUUCAUCCUGGCACGGUACCUCCCCGGUCAAUUCCAGGGCGAAAUUACCCAAACGCUACUUUUCAUCUUCGGUUUCAACAUUAUCUCUACUAUCCUGUCGCUUCCUACCUCGUACUACAACACCUUUGUGCUUGAGGAGAAGUUCGGUUUCAACAAGCAGACACUUGGCCUGUGGGUGACGGAUAUGCUUAAGGGCCAGAUGCUAGGCAUUGUCCUUGGAACUCCCAUCAUUAGCGCUAUCCUCAAGAUCGUCCAGAACACUGGCAACUCGUUCUUCUACUACCUGUGGCUCUUCGGAGUCUUUGUUCAGGUCUUCGCGAUCACCAUCUACCCCAUUGUCAUCCUGCCCCUGUUCAACAAGCUGUCCCCUCUGGAGCCCGGUACCAUCAAGACUGGUGUCGAGAACCUGGCCAAGAAGCUGAAAUUCCCUCUUUCUGAGCUGCAUGUCAUUGACGGUAGCAAGCGCAGCGCCCACAGCAAUGCCUACUUCUACGGUCUUCCCUGGAAGAAGCACAUUGUGAUCUACGACACCCUGCUUGAGAAGAGUGAGCCGGAAGAGGUUGUCGCCGUUCUCAGCCACGAGCUUGGCCACUGGAGUCUGAGCCACACCACCAAGCUUUUCGGUAUUGCACAGUUCCACAUGUUCUACAUCUUCGCGCUUUUCUCUGUCUUCGUCAACAACAAGUCUCUGUACCAAUCCUUCGGAUUCGUCAAGGAGCAGCCUAUUAUGAUCGGUUUCCUUCUAUUCUCGGAUGCUCUGGCCCCCAUGGAUGCUGUUGUAAAGCUCCUGAUGAACAUUCUGAGCCGAAAGUUCGAGUUUGAAGCUGAUGAGUUCGCCCAGGGUCUUGGAUUCUCCAAUGAGCUUGCCUCUUCGCUCCUCAAGCUGCAGAUCCAAAACCUGAGCACCAUGGACGCCGACUGGAUGUAUGCUAGCUAUCACUACUCGCACCCCAUCCUUACUGAGCGUCUCGCCGCGCUUGGCUGGAAGGGUGGCAAGGUCACUGAUCUCAAGGCCGAGGACAGUGAGAAGCCUGUCAAGGCUGCUGACCGUGAGCUGUAGAAAGCCAGGG
Messenger RNA from Penicillium pulvis, 1395 nucleotides. Its product is annotated as zinc metalloprotease. The record is from RefSeq and is a predicted model, not a curated record. Gene Ontology annotation, cellular component: endoplasmic reticulum membrane. The transcript has 4 exons. Gene Ontology annotation, molecular function: metalloendopeptidase activity. Bases 15 to 1385 code for a protein of 456 amino acids. NCBI's taxonomy places the organism in Eukaryota, Fungi, Ascomycota, Eurotiomycetes, Eurotiales, Aspergillaceae. Gene Ontology annotation, biological process: CAAX-box protein processing.